AUUUAAAUAGAAGAUGAAUAUAGAGGUAGGGAGUAAAAUAGAUAGAAAUUAUGAGGAGGGACUGACUUAGAAGUUUAAUAAGGGAUUGAGGAUUUUUAAAGAAAGUUCACAAAAAUUUAACGGCCUGAAAUUUAAAAAUUGUUAUUAUGCUAUACGUCAUAUUUGCUCAAAAGAUAUAUCAUGCCGAAAUUAAUGAUAAUUAAUUAGAAGACUCAAGCACCGAACUAAUAAGGCAAAAAGCGAAAUAGAAGAUAAAGUAAACCCAUUUUCACGUAAUAAAACUCUCCAAUCCCUACCCCACACAUCACUAUUUUUUUACCUCUCAAAAUCCUUUUCGAAAACCCGAGAACAAUUUUUAUUUGUGUUUCCUUUUUCCACUUUCCUUAACCAUCUCAUAAUUAUUACUCAUACGCACCAAUUGAGUGAGAUGAAGAGACACAAUCAAAUAAUAUUCACAACCGCCCUAUCACUCCUCUUCACCCUAACCACUGUCGACACGUCAUCCCUUCCCGGCACCGUGGCCGCGUUCCGGGUCAUCAACCGGAGGCGGCUGGUCGGAUGCCCCGACCCGAACCCGUAUCUCGAGAUCCACGUCAGCUCCGACCAGAGACUUCCCGACCAAGGGUUCGUGGAGGUCAACGUCACGGGAGUUGUUUUUCCGUCGGAACACGAUUGGAUGGCCAUGAUUUCCCCAUCUGAUUCCGAUGUGAAAACAUGUGUGGAGAAUAAACUUAAGUACGAAGAAACAGGAGAUUCUAGCCAUCUUCCUCUCCUCUGCCACUAUCCUGUUAAGGCUCAGAACUUGACAAGUGAUCCAUAUUACCUGAAUUGCACCAACAAAGAAUGCAAGAAGCAGUUGGCGGGAAAAUGCUUGGUAAGGACAUGUUCGGCGACGUUAAGGUUUCACGUCGUCAACAUACGAACAGACAUUGAAUUUGUGCUGUUUGGCGGCGGGUUUGACACGCCUUGCAUUUUGAAAAGAUCUGAUCCUCUGAGCUUUGCCAACCCAAACAGUCCCUUAUACGGACACCUGUCGUCGCCUGAUUCGACGGGAACUAAGGUGCGUAUAUAUGCUCGUCUUUGCUGAUAUAUGCUUGAUUGUUGACUAAGUAAUAUUUACGGUCUUCGGGUGUAAAUUUUCCUUUUUCUUUUUCAUUUUUACUGGACGUGCCGUGGUAAAAUUUUAUUAUUUACUCAAAAUGAUUUUGGCAGAAUUUGUCAAUGAAUUUCUUCUUAACUUGAC
Messenger RNA from Striga asiatica, 1243 nucleotides. NCBI's taxonomy places the organism in Eukaryota, Viridiplantae, Streptophyta, Magnoliopsida, Lamiales, Orobanchaceae. The record is from the annotation of a GenBank genome assembly.